Eremothecium cymbalariae DBVPG#7215 is the source of this 543-nucleotide messenger RNA. It is a transcript of the gene ADD37, whose product is annotated as Add37p. NCBI's taxonomy places the organism in Eukaryota, Fungi, Ascomycota, Saccharomycetes, Saccharomycetales, Saccharomycetaceae. Bases 1 to 543 code for a protein of 180 amino acids. The record is from RefSeq and is a predicted model, not a curated record. The transcript has a single exon.
AUGUCGUAUAGAAUUGAAAGUGAGUUUAAAAGUUUCCAAAAUUGUACGGAAGCAGAUGUACCUGGUUAUAAUGAUUGUCCCAGCUUCUUAUUUUCCACUAACAUUGGGAGUGUACGGAAAAAGGGUAGUGCACAGACGGAUGGAGUAGUGGACAGGUAUGGUAAUACUAAGAGUGACACGGCAGUGCUGCCAAGUAAACGGAAGAAGACUAUUGCGAAGCCACGGGCUAGUAUUCUGGAUGAAGGGGAUAGAGUGGAAGCAGAGUCUCGAGAGGUUUUGAUGGGGAGAAUUGGCAAGUUACUUGAAGAAAAGACGGAAAUGUCGGAUAAUGAGUUUCAGUUUUACAAGACGAAAGUGCUCCAACAUUUGCCGACAACUCUUGAAAACGAAUCAUCGCUUACUUUAAUGACUCUUUUCUUUCAACAUUUGCAUACGGAUGUGGAGAAGGCCAAGUUAUUGCUAAUGCAGUGGAUGGUUUCAGAUGUUUCCAUUGCAAGGUGGUGCCCGGCGCUGCGCAAAAUACUGGAAAAUGCAACCUUUUGA